UUGUAUAUUAAAAUUACGAGUACUAUAAUUAUUGAUAAUUUACUAUCUAGUUAAGAUACAUAUAAUUUCUUUUGUAAACAAAUAAAUAAAUAAAAGACCGCGUAUUGACCCGGUCAAAUCCAUUACUUCAAAACAACAGAGCAUAAAUUAUGGUAACGUAAAAUGGUGUAAAAUGAAUUUAUAUAUGAUUAUUAAUUCAUGUCUGAUUUCUAAUAAAAACACGCUUAAGGAUUUAAACGGAUAUUUCUUCGAUGCCGGGAGGAAAAGUAAUGGACAAUAAAAGUAGAGUUUAAUUAGUACUAUAAAAUAUCUAAGGAGUCAAUUCGAAACACAUCUCAAAACAUCUUAGCUAACUGUAAUGAUCGUAUUUUAGUUCACUACAUAUAAGAUUACGUACCAUUCCUAACCCAGAAAUAUUUUCCAUCUUAUUAAACACUGUUUUCUUCUCUACUAAACCAUAUAUAGUUUCUGCUUAUUUAUAUACAUAAUCUGUUUUCAUAAACCAAUCACGUUUUAAGUUUCUUUCAACUCGCAAAUGGUCUCAAGUAGUCCUAUUUUACGUACAGCAGAGUACUGCAUUGAGUCAUUCAUUGUUCUAAAUUCCAAAACUGAUCUGAACCAAUACAAGAAGAAAUGGCAUUCUGCUUUUGUUACCAUCUAUUGUUCCAGAGCUUUCACCUCACUAUUCAAAUCUUCUCCCUCAAGAAAAGCUAGCUAUACCAAAAUACCACCCUCGUCUUCCCACACUGUUGUCGAUGUCAAGGUAGACAAUGGGUUCGAAAUCGAUCAGACCAAACUCAACCAGCUCACCAAAGACAAAGAUGUUUCUAAGCUUCAAGAAUUAGGUGGGGUCGAUGGCCUAGCCAAGGCUCUCAAAACUGAUGCUGAGCAUGGAAUUCAAAGUAACGACGGAGACAUAGCCCAAAGAGUUGAAGAGUUUGGCUCCAACACGUACCGAAAACCGCCUACCAAGAGUUUCUUCCAUUUUGUGUGGCAAGCUUUUCAAGAUCUUACUAUUGUCAUUCUUAUUGUCUGUGCUGCACUCUCUCUUGGCUUUGGCAUGAAAGUGCAUGGAACUAAAGAAGGUUGGAUUGAUGGUUUAAGUAUUUUUAUUGCUGUUUUUCUUGUCAUUGGUGUGUCUGCAAUAAGUAACUACAGGCAGAAUAGACAGUUCGAUAAGUUAUCCAAAGUUAGCAACAACAUCCAAAUUGAAGCCAUUAGAGAUGGACGUCGCCAACAGAUUUCGAUAUUCGAAAUCGUUGUGGGAGAUAUCGUUUGCUUAAAGAUUGGAGACCAAGUUUCGGCUGAUGGGUUGUUCUUAGAAGGGCAUUCCUUACAAGUUGAUGAAUCGAGUAUGACAGGGGAGAGCGACCACGUAGAAGUUAACCACAAACAGAAUCCAUUCUUGUUUUCUGGCACCAAAGUGGUUGAUGGCUAUGCGAAAAUGCUCGUAACUUCUGUUGGAAUGAACACAACAUGGGGACAAAUGAUGAGCCAAAUCAACAGCGAUUCAAACGAACAAACACCUUUACAAGCUCGCCUCGAUAAGCUUACUUCGGCCAUUGGCAAGGUUGGUUUAACAGUUGCUCUCCUUGUUCUCAUAGUCUUGUUUGUUCGUUACUUCACGGGGACAACAAAAGAUGAAUAUGGAAACAAAAAAUUCAACGGCAGCAAGACAAAGAUUGAUGACAUAGUGAAUGCUGCCGUAGAGAUUAUAGCAGCGGCAGUCACAAUCGUGGUUGUGGCCAUUCCGGAAGGUCUUCCACUUGCUGUGACGCUUACACUUGCAUAUUCAAUGAAGAGAAUGAUGACUGAUAAUGCCAUGGUGAGGAAGCUCUCUGCUUGUGAGACCAUGGGAUCUGCCACCACCAUUUGCACUGAUAAAACAGGUACUCUCACUAUGAACCAGAUGAAGGUCACCACCUUUUGGCUUGGUAAAGAUUCUGUCGUUGAAAAUUCUUACUCAAAGAUUGCACCAUAUGUGGUAGAAUUAUUUCGUGAAGGAAUAGCUCUUAAUACCACUGGUAGUGUAUAUAGGCCAAGUUUGGGAGCAGAAUUUGAAAUUUCAGGUAGUCCAACAGAGAAAGCUAUACUUUCUUGGGCUGUUGAAGAGUUGAAUAUGGAUAUGGAGGAAGUGAAGAAAAGUUGUGCCAUUCUUCACGUUGAGGCGUUCAAUUCCCAAAAGAAACAGAGUGGGGUAUCAAUAAAAAGAAAGACAGAUAAUACAAGAUGGGUACACUGGAAAGGUGCUGCAGAAAUGGUUUUGGCCAAGUGCUCAAGCUACUAUGAUGCUUCUGGAAUCGUUAAAGAUCUUGGUGAAAAUGAAAAAAUUGUGUUUGAGAAAAUCAUUCAAGCAAUGGCUGCCAGCAGCCUUAGAUGUAUUGCUUUCGCACACAAACAAGUUGAAACUACAGAGAAUGAAAGCUUAGAGGGAAAUGAUCAAACGAUUGAAGAAGAUGGCUUGAUUCUAUUGGGCAUGGUUGGUAUUAAGGAUCCUUGUCGUCCAGGAGUGAAGAAAGCUGUUGAAGCUUGCCAAAAUGCAGGAGUUCACGUCAAAAUGAUCACAGGUGACAAUGUAUUCACCGCAAGAGCCAUAGCCACAGAGUGUGGAAUCCUUAAGCUGGGCCAAGACAUGAGUGGAGCAGUUAUAGAAGGUGUUGAGUUUAGAAACUACUCACAGGAGGAGAGAAUGGAAAAAGUUGACAAAAUCUGCGUCAUGGCGAGAUCGUCCCCUUUCGAUAAACUCUUAAUGGUACAAUGCUUGAAACAAAAAGGUCAUGUUGUAGCAGUCACAGGAGAUGGCACAAAUGAUGCUCCAGCAUUGAAAGAAGCCGAUAUCGGACUCUCAAUGGGAAUCCAAGGCACCGAAGUGGCCAAAGAAAGCUCCGAUAUCGUUAUUUUGGAUGACAAUUUCGCUUCAGUGGCAACUGUUCUGAAAUGGGGUAGAUGCGUUUACAACAACAUCCAAAAGUUCAUCCAAUUCCAGCUGACGGUGAAUGUGGCUGCACUUGUGAUCAACUUUGUGGCUGCAAUCUCAGCAGGAGAGGUUCCAUUAACAGCUGUUCAACUAUUAUGGGUGAACUUGAUCAUGGACACCUUAGGAGCUUUGGCUUUGGCCACAGAGAAGCCCACAGAUGAACUCAUGGAAAAUCCACCUGUGGGUCGAACAGCGCCGCUCAUUACCAACAUCAUGUGGAGAAAUCUCUUGAGUCAAGCAUUUUAUCAAAUAUCUAUUCUUCUUACACUACAAUUCAGAGGCAAAUUGAUAUUCAACGUCAACGAGAAAGUGAAAGACACUCUGAUCUUCAACACUUUUGUUCUCUGCCAAGUUUUCAAUGAGUUCAAUGCUAGGAAGCUAGAGAAGAAGAACGUGUUCAAAGGAAUUCACAGGAACAAACUGUUCUUGGCCAUCAUCGCCAUUACCAUUGUUCUUCAAGUGUUGAUGGUUGAGUUUUUGAAGAAGUUUGCUGACACAGAGAGGUUGAACUGGGAACAAUGGGGCGCGUGUGUUGGACUCGCCGCCAUGUCUUGGCCAAUUGGUUGGAUUGUGAAGUGCAUACCUGUUCCUGAGAGACCAGUUUUCAGCCACAUCAAAGCCAUAACAUAUAAUAAGCUUCAAUUUUUCAUGCACACAACAAAACCUUGAACUGCCUUCUUCAACUUUAUUCUUUUCAUUUAUUAUUUUCUUCAUUAAUAUUUGUAACAUUUUUUCAACACUCACUUUUCUUCAUUAUAUUCUUUUCAUUUUUUGAACCACUUAGUUAUUCUUUGUAAAUAUUAUAGAAUCAUUUUCUCAAUAUUUAAUAUAAUUUAUUAUUUUUCUAACAA
Molecule: messenger RNA, 3828 nt
Organism: Cannabis sativa
Lineage: Eukaryota; Viridiplantae; Streptophyta; Magnoliopsida; Rosales; Cannabaceae
Product: putative calcium-transporting ATPase 13, plasma membrane-type
Exons: 1
Coding region: 536-3646 (1036 amino acids)
Biological process (GO): calcium ion transmembrane transport
Cellular component (GO): intracellular membrane-bounded organelle; membrane
Molecular function (GO): ATP binding; P-type calcium transporter activity; ATP hydrolysis activity
Source: RefSeq, a predicted model, not a curated record